GCCUCCAUGGGCGUGGCUGGAGAAGAAGAACAGGGUCUCGCGUGCCGAGUGCUCCCAGCCUGGGUGUGCGUUGAGUUUUAGUUUACAAGUAACAAAAAAAGCUGCGGACGCGACCGGAAGUGGCAGCAUGCUAAUCCCAUUUUCAAUGAAGAAUUGCUUCCGGUUACUUUGUCACCACAAGGUCCCAACAGCUAGCUUUAGAAACCCAGCAACACAUGGGCUCAUUCUACAGUCGAUCUCCAAUGAUGUGUAUCAAAAUCUGGCUUUAGAAGACUGGAUCCAUGACCACAUACAUCUAGAAGGCAUGCCAAUUCUUUUCCUUUGGAGAAAUUCUCCCUGCGUUGUCAUCGGUAGGCACCAGAAUCCAUGGCAGGAAUGUAACCUCCAUCUGAUGAGACAGGAAGGUAUAAAACUGGCUCGGAGAAGGAGUGGAGGAGGAACAGUGUACCACGAUCUGGGUAACAUCAACCUGACCUUCUUUACCACCAAAACCAAGUAUGACAGAAUGGAAAACCUGAAAUUAAUUGUGAGAGCUCUGAACGCUGUCCAACCCUACCUGGACGUGCAGCCUACAAAAAAAUUUGACCUGUUACUCGAUGGGCAGUAUAAAAUCUCAGGAACUGCGUCAAAGAUCGGCCGGAUUGCCGCUUACCACCACUGCACCCUGUUAUGCAGUGCCGACAGGACAGCUUUGUCGUCUUUGCUGAAGAGCCCAUACCAAGGGAUAAAGAGCAAUGCCACUCCCAGCGUCCCUUCCGUCAUCAAAAAUCUUCUGGAAAAAGAUCCCUUGCUGUCCUGUGAAGUUCUGAUGAGUGCCAUUGCUGCAGAGUAUGCUGCUUGUCAUCAAAUUGAUAAUCACAUUAAACUAAUAAACCCAGCAGAUGAGACACAGUUUCCUGGAAUAAACAGCAAAGCUAAAGAACUGCAAAGCUGGCAGUGGAUAUAUGGUCGGACUCCUAAGUUUAGUGUGAACACCACAUUUCGCGUGCCAUAUGAGCAGGCACAUUUGGAAAUUCAAGUGUUCAUGGAUGUAAAGAAUGGGCUCAUUGAAACCUGUGACAUAAAAGCACCUGAUCAUUGGUUGCCACUGGAAAUAGUUAACAAAUUAAACUCAGGUUUUAUUGGCAGCAAAUUCUGUCCCAUUGAAACCACCCUGCUAACAAAUAUAUUACUGAGAACAUGUCCAGAUGAACAGCACUUACACAGUAAAUGGAAUAUUCUGUGUGAAAAAAUCAGGGGAAUAAUGUGACCCUGAGUGACUUUCUUUAUACUGACAGUUUCAGUGAUAUUUAGAACAUAAUAUUGGACCAGGCUGGCCUCAAACUCAGAGAUCUGCCUGCUUCUUACUCCUGAGUUCUGGGAUUAAAGAUAUGUACCCCCAUGACCAAGGAUUCAUAAAUGUGUUAUCUUGUCUCUGA
This is a messenger RNA of Cricetulus griseus (Chinese hamster), 1418 nucleotides long. The record is from RefSeq and is a predicted model, not a curated record. Lineage: Eukaryota; Metazoa; Chordata; Mammalia; Rodentia; Cricetidae.